AUGGUCAAGCCACUGAGCUUCAAGGGCGACAAGAAGCCCAAGAAGCGGAAGCGCGCCGCCCAAGCCGACCGCGACGACGGCGAGGCCGGCCCCUCGCGGGCGCAAAAGGCCGGCAUCAACGAGCGCGACCUCGCCCCGGACGACGAGAGCUGGGUCUCGGCCGACGUGGCAGCCGACGUGGUCGGGCCCGUCAUGAUAGUGCUGCCCAUCGAGGCGCCGUCCGCGCUGGCGUGCGACCCCAGCGGCAAGGUGUUUGCGAUGCCGGUCGAGAACAUCGUCGACGGGAACCCGGCGAGCGCCGAGCCGCACGACGUGCGCAUGGUGUGGGUUGCGAACAGGGUAUCCGGCACGGAUGACUUCCGCUUCAAGGGCCACCACGGACGGUACCUGGCUUGCGACAAGAUGGGCUUCCUGUCCGCCACGUCGGAGGCCGUCUCGCCCCUCGAGUGCUUCCACGUCGUCCCCGCGGCCGACGCCGCCGGCACCUUUCAGCUGCAGACCUCCCACGAGACUUUUGUCACAGUCAGGCCCGAUGCGUCGUCCAAGUCGACUUCCCCUGCUGAUCUGCGCGGCGACGAGGACAAACACACGGCGCAUACGACGAUGCGCAUACGGAUGCAGGCCCGGUUCAAGCCCAAGCUCAAGGCGUCCAAGGAGGAAAAGGCACUGUCCAAGAUUAGUAGGCGGGAGCUGGAGGAGGCGGUGGGGAGGCGCCUGGACGAGGACGAGGUCAAGGUGCUGAAGAGGGCGAGAAGGGAGGGGGAUUAUCACGAGCGGCUGCUGGACUUGAAGGUCAAGAAUCGCCAUGACAAGUUUGGAUGA
Molecule: messenger RNA, 822 nt
Organism: Metarhizium album ARSEF 1941
Lineage: Eukaryota; Fungi; Ascomycota; Sordariomycetes; Hypocreales; Clavicipitaceae
Product: FRG1-like family protein
Exons: 2
Coding region: 1-822 (273 amino acids)
Cellular component (GO): striated muscle dense body; nucleolus; catalytic step 2 spliceosome
Molecular function (GO): actin filament binding
Source: RefSeq, a predicted model, not a curated record